Molecule: messenger RNA, 3152 nt
Organism: Nilaparvata lugens (brown planthopper)
Lineage: Eukaryota; Metazoa; Arthropoda; Insecta; Hemiptera; Delphacidae
Gene: Kank
Exons: 11
Coding region: 135-2918 (927 amino acids)
Biological process (GO): negative regulation of actin filament polymerization
Cellular component (GO): cytoplasm; cytoskeleton
Molecular function (GO): protein binding
Source: RefSeq, a predicted model, not a curated record
UCUGUUUGUAUUUGUGUGCUGUAAACAACACCUGUUGGUCAUUCUAUCUUCUGUUAGUGAUUGAUAUUGUGAUUGUAACGUGAAAAAAUAGUAGUGGAAAGAACUUGAAAACUUUAUAAGUGCUAAGGUGGGGAAUGAUGGGAGGGGGCAAAUACCAGUUGUCAUGUAGCUGUUGUCCUUACGGUUACCAUAUUGACUUGGACUUUGUACGCUUUUGUGAAGCGCUCUCACUGAAUAGUGGUAGACGAGCCAAUGAAGAUGCUUACGACAUCAGCGAAGAAAGGAGAAAUGAACGGCGACUUCGACGCGAGAGGAGACUGCGAAGACAAUCGAUGGAAGUCCUGCUUGGCAUUGCUCCUAUGCAAGUAGAGAAGAGCGAGCCAAUCAGUGAGGAGCCAAUCAGUGAGGAGCCGCUGUUGAGAACUAUAGCUUCAAUUCAAGUAGGAGAUGCUCUGCAGAAAGCAGUGGUUGAUUUUGAAGAGACCCUACAACGAUCCUCCAGGCCAUCGGCGUUUGCUUCUUAUUCGCUAUCCACUGGACUUGAAGAGCCCUUCCUGGCUGCAUGCGAUGUAUUUGCACAGUACCAACACCAAGAUGAUGUCGCUAGUCCCAGUGCUCAGGCUUUACAGAAUAUUAGAGAGCAAAUGGCCGUAAGCCUUGCGAAGAUGAAGGACCUUGAAGAACAGGUCAAGCUUAUUCCAGUCCUCCAGGUUCAACUAUCUGUUUUGAAAGAAGAAAAACGUCAGAUGCUACUGCACCUUAAUAAUGCAGAAUCUACUAAAUUGAAAGAAGACAAAAUUAUUAAAUCAGAUGGCGUUGGCGUUGUUGUUAGAGAUGUUGGCGUGAUGUGUGGCGCUGUGAUGAGAGAUGUUGGUAUCUCACAUAGUUUUCCAAAAUUAAGGAGCUUUGGUACACAAAUGAGUUCAGUCAGUUCGCCUGAUGUUGUCAACUACGUAGACCAAAAGAAGGAAACUAAAGAAAACACAGCAUCCACUGAGUUGAGAAUGAAUCAAGUCUAUUCUGAAAACGAACUCGACCAUAAUAUUGCUAAAGCAAUAAAACUCUACGAAGAAACUUUCCGGCAUCAUUUGUCACCAAAGAAAAAUGAUUAUACCAACUUUAAAAGCACAGCGUCGCAGGUGAAUUUGAUAAAUGAAUCUGUUCUAAAAAUAAUUGAGAAGAAGGACUCUGGGACUCAAGUUUCGCCUAGCAAACGGUCCAAAGAUGUCGGCUCAAUAGCAAAACCGAAAACAAGUGAUAUUGGAAUCAACUCUAUUGUCAGGGUAAGACAUUUUGGCUCUUCGGACAACAGAAUUGAUCAAAGUGUUUGUGAUAAAUGUUCGAUCAAAAGUCACAGUAUUGGUGUUGGUACAUCACCUAAUGAUUUCGUACCAUUAUCGCUCAACUCUCUAAAUAUAACAAGAAGUAAAUCGUUUGACCUAACUGGAAAAUCUAUCGCGAUUCUGAAAAAGAAAAUUGCGACUAGGUCAAUUGCAUGUAGUACUCAUAACCCGGUAACUUUAAAUAGAAGCACAGACACAUCCGAAUAUUCCAAGCAAAAUAUGAAAGAUAUUGGCGUCAAUACAGUGAAAAGAAAGUUGGUUGAUGCAGCCGUUGGUGAAUCUAGUUAUUUGUGUGAUAAUAAAACCAGUUGUUAUGAUUAUGAAGAUUGCAGUGCGACUGUGAAACAUUCGUCUCGAAACAGCUCUCAAACUCAAAUAAAACAUGAACAAACAACGACGCCAACUGUAUCAAGAAUUCCAAGACCUACAACUCUGGCUAUUUCUAAUAAUGUGACGUCAACAAUGAUAAACAACAUGAAAUUUAUGCGCCAACAAACAUACUCAAAAGAAAUGGGUAGCAUUACUUCUAUCCACGAUCCUCCUGGGUCACCAAAAACAACCAGAGCUGUUUUUCAAAGAUUGAAACCCGACAAUUUGGAAAGUUCUGUAAGAAUAUCAACCAGCAGUAUCUACGAUGACGUGUCUGAAGAUGAUAAUAGAUCCCAAGUACAUGAUUCAACAGCCUCUGAAGCGGCUCUCUUCCAGCCUAUACAAAAUAAUACUAGACAAAAGGCUGAACCUAGUAGAGAAAUGAAAGCAGCUUUAAAAGUUCUCAACGAUUCAUUGCAGAAAUCUACCAUCGGCAGUCUUCCUCAUAGCUUGAAAAAUGCAAACAAUAUUGUUCAAAAGGAGUGGUUCAGGGUAAGACCAACCAACAUAAAUACUUAUUUUUUCACUAUGUCCAUCUACAAUAUAUUGGAUUUUAAUUUAUUGUUUCAUUGUUCCAAUGUAGCCCAGGGAAAGAAUGGUAAUACAGCACUACACUAUGCACUAUCGCACGGCAACUUGGACGUAGUGUCAAUCCUGCUGGACUCGAAGGUGUGCCGACUGAACCAACCGAACGCAGCCGGCUACACGUGCGUGAUGCUAGUGACGUUGGCCGCGGUAGUGGGUGACACGCAACGAGAAGUGGUGCGACGCCUACUGCAGUCAGCUGAUGUGAACGUGAAGGCACGGCAGCACGGCCAGACUGCUCUGAUGUUGGCCGUUUCGCAUGGCCGACUCGAGACCGUACAACUGCUUCUGCAGGCUGGUGCCGAUGUCAACAUCCAGGAUGACGAUGGUAGCACAGCCCUCAUGUGUGCUGCUGAACAUGGCCACAUUGACAUUGUCAAGCUGCUCAUCAACCAGCCUGACUGUGAUUUAACCAUCUCUGACUCGGAUGGCAGUACAGCGUUGAAUAUUGCAAUGGAAGCGGGCAACUUGGACAUUGGAGUGUUACUCUAUGCUCAAGAGCACUUCUCGCCCUCGCGACAGAAAAGAACAAAGAGUGUUACGCCUACUCCAACCUCCACACCAACUCUUCUUGGCAAAAGUACUCCUACAAGGCACUUUCACGAUUACUCAUUCGAUUAGAAUAAAAUGGUUGUGCAUCAUAAAUACUGUUGAAAAUUUACUCUGAGAAUGCCUAAAUCAUGAAAUUAGUUGUCCUACCUUGUUCUGUUGCUGUCAAUCCAGUCGUUUGCAAAGUAUUGGCUCAAAGAUAUCUUAUCAUAUCAAAUAAUUCCAAUUCUAAUUUAUGAAUAUCAUUGUUAUUCUAGAGUUCAAUUUAUCGUGUGGAAUAAUGACGAAGAUACAUCAACCCCCAGU